This is a messenger RNA of Culicoides brevitarsis, 3457 nucleotides long. RefSeq lists its product as uncharacterized. The coding region runs from base 84 to 3383 and encodes 1099 amino acids. The record is from RefSeq and is a predicted model, not a curated record. The transcript is spliced from 7 exons. Lineage: Eukaryota; Metazoa; Arthropoda; Insecta; Diptera; Ceratopogonidae.
AUUCUGUCGGAUCGGAAGUAAAGAAAAACUAAUCAUAAAUUUUCUACAUUUAAAUAUUAAUUAAGACUUAAAGAAGUUUCAAAAUGAGGUCCACUGGACCAGAAAUACUUUUUUGCAUUUCAUUGCUGAUAGCAAGUACUGUCGCGCAAGGAGGUCAUAUGAGUGAGCAACGUCGUCAGUAUGAAUAUCAACGUUCGUAUAGUGGUGGUGGUAGCGGUGCCGGUUGUGGCGAUUGUCAAACGUCCAGUAGAAUGUCUGAAAGUGGUUCGACUUGGAUUCAGCAACAACGGGAAGAAAUGCAACGUCGCGCAGAGCAAUUUCGUAACCAAUUUCAUACUGCAGUCAGUAAUGGUGGAAUGACUCGUGCUCACUACAAAAAGUACCAUAGUUCUUCAAGUGGUUUACAAGGAGCUGACUGCACACAAGGACAUCAAUCAAGCUCAAUGCGCAAAGUAGAGGAACGUCAACAUGUUGUUCCACAACCUUCUCUUGUGCAUCGUUCGAGAAAAUUCGAAGAAUCUAGCCGAAAUGUGCAACAACAACUUGUACCAGAAACAUCAUAUAGAUUCAACAAGGAAAUCGAAGAACGACGCGGAGAAACUCAUGUUCCAAUCGGUGGCCAUAUGAGUCGAUUCUUUGAGGAGGAACACAGGCAACAAGUGCAUCAACCACCGCCAGUUGUAACCCAUUUUUCCAAAAAGUUUGAAGAAGAAAGGAGAAACGUUGCACCUCCGCCACCGCCCGUAACUUACAAAAUCGAAAAGAAGUUUGAAGAAGAACGACGUAAUAUUAUUCAGCCUCCACCUGUAACAUAUAAGAUGGAAAAGAAAAUAGAAGAACGCAAAUCUAAUACGCAUCGCGUUGUUAUUCCGAUGCAAAAACAUGUAACGCAACGUGUCGAGUCCCAUCAAGCAGCAGAACAAAUCCCUGUUCACAGGAAUUCCUAUUUUUCCGUAAGUCAAGCAGAGAGACAUCGUCAACAUGCAAACCAUUUCCCGCAAUUUUAUUCUAAACAUCAAUUGGAAGAAUCGUCACAACGCAGUGUCCCCAUACCUCAACCAGUAACAAACUAUAAAAAAACUGAGAAAAUCGAAGAAAAUAAAUUCCAUCGUCCAAUUGUUCCUAGCUACCACACCGUUCGAAAUAAGGAAGAAGAUCAUGUUUACAACCGCCCAGUAACACAUGUCAUUAAAGAAGUUGAAUAUGAAGAUACACAUCACUAUAACAAGCAAUACGAGAAGAAAAAUGAAGAAGAGCAUCGUGAAUUCCAAAGGAUAGUGUUCCCUACAUGGGUACAAAAACAAAGUGAUCGUUUGAUUUACGAAGAAUAUUAUCGUCAAACAGUAACUCCUCGAGAUUAUGGACGAAACCUGACGCGCUCUGAGGAAAAUCGUUUUUAUGACUACUACACAAAACAAGGCGGCACUACGUUGGACGAAUUGAAAGAGACAUUAGAGGAACAUUAUGUGUAUCCAUCAUAUAUUUUGUCCACAGAUGAGAAAAAAAUAUUUGAAGAGUUUUAUCUUACUCACGUAGGAAUGACUGUACCCACUCGAAACUUGACGACUUAUGAGUUAGAGGAAUUCGAAGACUUUUAUAGGGAAAAACUUGCUGCUAACAUACAAGAAAAAGAAACUGUCUAUAAAGCCAAAACAUAUAAUUUGCAUUACCCAAGUUGGGUGGUAAUGGAGUCGGACAAGAAAAUCUUUGAAGAAUACUACUUUAGCCACGUACCAGAGAACGAAUAUGGACGCGAGUUAACGAAAGAUGAGAAAGUUGAAUUCGAGAUAUUUUAUAGUGAAAACGGUGGUCAAACAGAUCACAAAGUAGAGACUUUUAAUAAUUCCGGUUAUCGCAUCACUUAUCCCGAUUGGGUGAUUACAACGGAAGAUCGUGCAAUUUAUGAAGAAUAUUACAGAAUGGUGGCCGGAGAGAAUUACGGACGAGAAUUGACGGAAGAAGAGAUGGUAGAAUUUGAGGAAUUUUACAAGACUCAUGGUGGAACGACAAAACACGAGGCAGUUGUCGAGGAUUUGAGUCAUUUGAGCUACAAAGUUAACUAUCCGUCGUGGAUUGUUACCCAAGUUGACAAAGUAAUUUUUGAAGAAUUUUAUCGCCUUCAUGUUAAAGCUGAAGAAUACGGACGAGAACUUACAUUCGAGGAACUUUUAGAUUUUGAGGAAUAUUACAAAAAUCGUGGUGGUAAUACCAGAAAAGUUUUGGAAGAGACCUUGUUCAUGAGAUUGUCUUACCCCUCGUGGCUUCGAACGGAAUAUGACAGAUCUAUGUUCCGCGAGUUUUAUUUGCAUCAAGUUUUUGUUGAAGAUUAUGGAAGACUUUUGACGGAGGAAGAGGAAUCGCAGUUUGUAGAGUACUACGACAGACACACAAAAGGUCAAUAUGAAACAUUGAGAGGUCAAACUGAUUAUCAAUGGGUCUAUCCUUCAUUUGUUGUAACGAGAAGUGACAGGCGGAUAUUUAACGAGUACUAUAAUCAAUGUAUGGCUAGCAAAUUGGAUCUUGGACGAGAAUUAACAGAGAGUGAAAAAAUCGACUUCCAACAAUUCUUCAUUGAAAGAGGUGGACUUUAUGAAUACAGAUACACACGUGAAGAAUACUUGUUGACAUUUGACCUAGACAGAAUGAGAGGAGGCAGUGCUUAUCAAUGGACAUGGGAUGGUGUCGAACAUAUGGCUGCUGAGCUAACUCAUUUAGUAGCAGGAUCGCCAGAUGUUCAUCAUACGGAUGAUUUGGAUAAAAAAGUUUAUGGUUCAACAAAAGUAGAAGAGCUGCCUUCUCCACCACCUCCAACAACGACAACUACCACUGAAAAACCAAAGAAAACUGUCAUUAGCAAAGACAGAGGAGAUCAACCACCUCGUGAAUUUGAAGAAGAUGUUGAAACAGAACCCGGAAUAGGACCUUAUGAGCCUCCUCCAGAGCCUAUUAUAGAGCUUCCCAGUCGUACCAUUCCUGCUCAAGAUGAAUACGAAUCUGGUCACAGAACAAAAGCUGAGCACCGAGAGGAACAUUCACUGGUGAACAGCAAUAGUCCUGGUUACACAGAAUAUCGCAGACGUUACGAACACCAACGAACGCAGAGCCGUGUUGUUCCUGUAGGACAUCAUUCUUUGACAUCAAUUGAUGAUCAAUUUGGUUCCUCGUCAAGUCACCAUGAACACGUAGAUCAACAUGCAGAAAAUUUGGAUAAUGAAGUUGAAAUGGUACAAUCAGCAAGUUCAAAAAAUCCUCAAUAUUCGCACGAUCAUCAGGUAAACGAGUCUGAAGAAAUAGAACCCGAGAAUCCUGAUUUGAUGUCUGAGGACGAAUAUGAAAACGUUGAUUUGGACUAUCAAGAGGAUCAACAAAGAAGAGUUAACUAAUUUCUUUUGGUUUAAAAUCUGUAUAUGACAUAAAAAUAUAAAUAUGUAAAAAAUAAAGUCAUCUUACUUACAUC